Hyposmocoma kahamanoa is the source of this 343-nucleotide messenger RNA. It is a transcript of the gene ox, whose product is annotated as cytochrome b-c1 complex subunit 9. Bases 72 to 254 code for a protein of 60 amino acids. NCBI's taxonomy places the organism in Eukaryota, Metazoa, Arthropoda, Insecta, Lepidoptera, Cosmopterigidae. The transcript is spliced from 3 exons. The record is from RefSeq and is a predicted model, not a curated record. Gene Ontology annotation, biological process: mitochondrial electron transport, ubiquinol to cytochrome c.
AAAGAAUACACUCUGCGCGCAUAUUGGUGUAGGUUUUGUUAGAAUAGAAUUAUUCUAGAAAAUCAUACAUUAUGUGGUCGAAACUAAAUAGAGCUCUUUUCAAGCGCACCUCCACCUUUUUGGUGGUUAUAGCUGGGGGCGCUUUUGUCUUCGAAAGAACCCUCGACUUGGGUGCCCAAGCUAUUUUCGAGUCAUUGAAUAAGGGAAAAUUGUGGAAGGACAUCAAACAUAAAUAUGAGCAACCGGCAGAGUAAAAAUGUAGAUUCAUAAUUAAUUAAAGUUAUGGAAGGACGUACAGCAUAGAUUCCAAAAACCAAAGGAAGCUGAAUAAACAAAAUGUUAA